Molecule: messenger RNA, 1158 nt
Organism: Lycium ferocissimum
Lineage: Eukaryota; Viridiplantae; Streptophyta; Magnoliopsida; Solanales; Solanaceae
Product: universal stress protein PHOS32
Exons: 2
Coding region: 168-902 (244 amino acids)
Source: RefSeq, a predicted model, not a curated record
UAAAAAGGAAAAAAGAAAAAAAGUGCAAAGAACAUCCAUCUAGUACACUCCAUUCCAGCUAAUUCCUGUAACCUUUCUUGUUCCCAAACAGCCCCAUAAAAUCUUUCUCAAGAACUCAACAAUAUACAAAAACACACACACAAAAUACACAUUUCAAGUUUUCCGUUAUGGCAUCACCAAAAAAGGCAGCGUCAGAAUCUGACCGUCCAUUAACGGCGAUCAUGCAUCAACCAGCAUCGCCACGUUUCCCUUCAACUUCAGGAACCAAUCGUAAGAUCGCUAUAGCCGUUGAUCUUAGCGAUGAAAGUGCUUACGCCGUUAAAUGGGCCGUCCAAAAUUACCUCCGUCCAGGUGACUCCGUUAUUCUCCUUCACGUCCGUCCAACUUCCGUUCUUUACGGUGCUGAUUGGGGUGCUAUUGAUGUUUCUGUUGAUAACACUCCAGAUAAUGAAGAAUCACAACAGAAACUUGAAGAUGAUUUUGAUAACUUCACUACUAACAAAUCUAAUGAUUUAGCACAACCAUUAGUGGAAGGGAAUAUUCCAUUCAAGAUUCAUAUUGUUAAGGAUCAUGAUAUGAAAGAAAGGUUGUGUCUUGAAGUUGAGAGGUUGGGUUUGAGUGCUGUGAUAAUGGGGAGUAGAGGGUUUGGUGCAUCAAGGCAUAGUAACAAAGGUGGGAGACUUGGUAGUGUGAGCGAUUAUUGUGUGCAUCAUUGUGUUUGUCCUGUUGUUGUUGUUAGAUAUCCUGAUGAUAAAGAUGGGGUUCCUGAAACUGGCAAUGAAGGUGAUUCGGUUAAAUCGGUUGGGAAAGUGGGGACAGAUGUGCUUCACCCUGUGCCUGAGGAGGAACCUGUAUACCAUGAUGCCACUGAUAAAGCUGCAGAUGUGGAGAAGGCUUCUUGAAUAAGUCGAAGGUGCAGAGAUGAUUGAGUACUGGCAAGACGGACUUGGUUUGGUGUGGGCAUGUGCCAUUUGGAAUAUGAAUUUGGUGGUUUUCAGUACUUUCUUUCUGCUUAUUGUUGUCUGCUGUGUUACGGGUGAAGUUUGGAAUGAUUGUUAUCGUUCAUGAGCCUCUUUUCUUUGUUUUAAGUUUUAAAAUUGUGCUUGCUUUAUAUGUGGAAUAACUGUCUUUCAAAGCUGCUUUGCAAGUUCAACGUUC